Molecule: messenger RNA, 1293 nt
Organism: Desarmillaria tabescens
Lineage: Eukaryota; Fungi; Basidiomycota; Agaricomycetes; Agaricales; Physalacriaceae
Exons: 4
Coding region: 19-1155 (378 amino acids)
Molecular function (GO): nucleic acid binding
Source: RefSeq, a predicted model, not a curated record
AUUCAACUUGAAUUGAACAUGCUCAGGCUUGGUUCUGCCCUUCGUCGUCCUUGUGGAAGGUGUAUCCCUUCCGUGUCUUAUACUACUACAGCCGAGUAUCCGUUCCUCCACCACACAGUCCGUGUAGAAAACCUCCCGGAAGGAUACAAUGUUGGUAGUAUCAUCGAUACAGUGAAAGCCAAUCCGUCGGAGACGAUUACACCCUCGAAAAACCAUCUUCUUGUCCGUUUUUUUGAUGAAAGGACCGCCAAAUGCUGUGUUGAGGAGAACAAAGAGGAAAAGCUGUCAUUAAAGAUUGACGAUUCGACUUCGCCAGCGUUGGACGUCCAGACUGUUGCAGUGCUUGCAAAAUACAAUGCAACGCGCACUGUACAGCUGCGUAAACUUCCGGAGAGCUUCACUGAAUCUCAAUUCAACGACAUUCUCUCCGAGCACGGAGGCGUCGUCUCUUUGCGCUUUGACAAGACCAGGGGUGUCACCGAAGCCCAGUUUUUGGAUCUACACCAGGCGUCCAAGGCACGAGCUGAAUUUGUUAGAGCGGGAGCUGUGCCGAGGUUUGUGGACACCGACCACUUUAUUUAUCCAGAGUGGUACUCGAAGCAAGAUGAACAGCCUAAUCAAGAACGCCUAGUAAAAAUUGAAGGCCUGGAGGACGUUGAGACCCGGCAAAUAUGCAUGCGCUGGACCAACAAUUACAACGAUUUCCCUCUAGCGUCUUUCAUAUCAGCCUGUCAUACUAGCGAAAAAGAAAUGUGGGUCUAUUUUCCAACUUCAGCCUUGGCUCGACAAUUCAUGAGCAUAUGCGACCCCAUGGCAAAGGGGAAAUGCACUAUGACCUUGCAAACCACAGAUCAGGCCGUCUCCCGUGGUAUAGUCACUGCCAUUGACUUGGGCGCAAGGCGGUUGGUAUCUUUUCCCUUCAAUGGGAAGUUGUCGGACGAGAAGCGACAAACAUUCGGGCGCUUCUUUCACCGCUUUGGCCGAUUAGAUACAAGGAGAAUCACCCAUACUGAGGGACAGUUGAUCGUUCCUUUCGCCACCGUGGUUGGUGCUUCGAGCUUUAUUUAUCAUGCCCGUCAGGGUCUACGAACAAAGUCACCUGUCGAACUCAAUGACGUUCUGCCGACCUUUGUUGGUGCCCAUCACUCGAGAUGAUUGAACGGUCGCAUGUUUUUAUCCACAUUUUCAUACAAAAUCUAUUUACAUCCUAGCGGGCUGCAUACAGCUUUGACUUGUUAUAAAAUCAUCCAAUUCCGUGAAGGUCAAGCCGAGCGAUACAAGCUGAUCAAAAAC